Molecule: messenger RNA, 1538 nt
Organism: Solanum tuberosum (potato)
Lineage: Eukaryota; Viridiplantae; Streptophyta; Magnoliopsida; Solanales; Solanaceae
Product: heat stress transcription factor A-8
Exons: 2
Coding region: 226-1410 (394 amino acids)
Biological process (GO): cellular response to heat; regulation of transcription by RNA polymerase II
Cellular component (GO): nucleus
Molecular function (GO): RNA polymerase II cis-regulatory region sequence-specific DNA binding; DNA-binding transcription factor activity
Source: RefSeq, a predicted model, not a curated record
CGGCUGCGGUGUGCAGUUCCACACGAAUAGAAAUAGGAAUACUCGUAUGAAGUUAAAAGCCAUUUUGGUUCGAAUUCGUCUCUCUUUCCUUACAACUUCCCCUUUACUUCUUUAGCCGUACAAGGGUUUAUUGUGCGUAAUUGGGAAGCUGUGUUUCUUUCAUUUGUAUGUAUAAGAUUGCAGAAAGGAUAAUUGAGUUGAAUUGUGUUGUUGAAGUUGGGAAUUAUGGUGAAAUCGUUUGAGAAUGGGGUAUCUGUUGCACCAUUCUUGUUGAAGUGUUAUGAAAUGGUGGAGGAUGAGUCAACGGACGGCUUGAUUUCUUGGAAUCAAUCUGAGAAAAGUUUCAUCAUAUGGGAUGUUCCUAAAUUCUCAUCUGAAUUGCUUCCUAAAUACUUCAAGCAUAGCAACUUCUCCAGCUUCAUUCGUCAACUCAACAUCUAUGGUUUCCAUAAAACUGAUACAGAUAGAUGGGAAUUUUUGAAUGAUAGCUUUGUCAAAGGCCAAAAGCAUUUUUUAAAGAAUAUUGUUAGAAGGAAACAGUCCAGUGUGGCCCAAAAGAAACCAUCCCAGCUGGAGGAGAUCAAGUCUUGUACAUCUGAAGAAAGUAAGAAUCUUGAACUGUGGAAAGAAGUUGAGAAUCUUAAGGAUGAAAGAAAUGUUCUCACGCAGGAGUUAGUCAAGCUUAAGGAACACCAGCAGAAUUCAGAGAGUAAGUUGAUACUUCUACGAGAACAACUAAAAGUCAGGGAGAAAAAUCAACAACAGAUGCUUUCCUUCAUUGUUAUGGCUAUGCAAAGCCCAAGUUUUUUGGUUCAGUUUUUCCAGCCCAAGGAAAACAGUUGGUGUAUGAGUGAGAAUGGUAAUAAUAUACUGAGUGAAGUUGAAGAUGAUUGCGUAGAUACACCAUCCGAUCGAGCAAUUGUGAGGUAUCAUCCUCCCACUCAUGAAGAAGCUGCAGAGCCCCCCCUAUGCGCUGAACCUGAACCUGCUUUGGAUUCUCAGAAACCUAUGGAGCUCGAUUUUUCUUCCAAUGAAUUAAAAGAUAUGUUUUCCAAUAUAGAUUUCUUCUCAGGAUUAAUGGAUGAAAAGCUGCUUGCUUUUGAAAAUAGGGUCCCUCUUACUUUGCCAUAUUAUCCUGAUGAUGAGAACUUGUUGGAACAGCUGCUUUUGUCCAGUCCAAUAACAGAGAAUAAAGAAGGCGAAGUGAUAGAUAAUCAAGCUUGCUCCCAUGCUGUCAUGGAGACUGACUUGUCAUUCCAGCCAAUAGAGUCUGGAACUUUUUCAGGUUCAGAGGAACCAUUUCAUAGUCUAGAAGAUAAAAAGAUGGAAAUGGCUUUGCUGGAGACUCAGUCAGACAACUUAAGUAAUAUGGAUAUACUUACUGAACAGCUGGGGCAUAGUAAAUUCUGAAGGGAGCCCAACCCGCUUAUACAAAUUGCGAAGAUCUAUUGUUGAAUCUUCCUUUCAUUUUUAAACUCGUGAAUAUUGUAACUCAGUAUGCAUAGUUGAAAUAGAAAAGAACACUGUACUUGAUCUAU